AUGUCGGCAUUUGAAUUAAUUGAAAUAUUAAACAGUUUAUUAAAUAACUUAAAAAACAGAAAGAAUGAACAUUUUAUUAAUACUGAAAUGGAGAUAAUAAUUGAUUCUAUUGAAGAAGAGAGUUAUUUAGUUAAAAAAGAAUUUGAUAUAAAUUGUCAAAAGUUUUACGAUUUAUGUAUAUCAUAUAUUCAAAAGUGGACAUUACCUAACCAGGCACUGAUGGUUGAAUUAAAUUGGUUCCACUUAACAAACAAAAAUACAGUGACAUGGAAUAAUGCUAAAAAUACAAUAAAGAUGAUAUCAAAAUAUGUUAAAGUUAAUGAAGAUGAAUACUUUGAUGAGUUUAUGGCUUUUAUAAACAUUUUUCAAGACAAAUUUGAUGACUGGACAAAAAAUGUUAUUUCAGUAGAACAAAAAUGGGUACAAAUAUUUAAUAUAUUUAAAGAAAAAGAUGUAAAUGUAUUAAAUCUUGAAAUGGUUGUAGAGUUUGCAUUUUGUUUACUUGGGUCAAACGCGUCAAUAGAGCGAGUAUUUUCUUUAAUAACACCUACUUGGACUGACGUUCGAAAUCAAAUGGAUACUAAAACAAUAGAAUGUUGUCUGAUAACAAAAACAUAUGGCUUGAGUUGUAUUGAAUUUUACAAUGAAAUAAUAAAAAAUCCUACAUUUCUGAAGAAAAUACACAGCACUGAAAAAUAUAAGGUCUCCUUGGACGACAAAAAUAAAGAAAAAUAA
This is a messenger RNA of Cinara cedri, 735 nucleotides long. The record is from the annotation of a GenBank genome assembly. Lineage: Eukaryota; Metazoa; Arthropoda; Insecta; Hemiptera; Aphididae.